Messenger RNA from Microdochium trichocladiopsis, 3543 nucleotides. RefSeq names its product mediator complex, subunit Med5. Bases 1 to 3543 code for a protein of 1180 amino acids. NCBI's taxonomy places the organism in Eukaryota, Fungi, Ascomycota, Sordariomycetes, Xylariales, Microdochiaceae. Gene Ontology annotation, biological process: regulation of transcription by RNA polymerase II. The record is from RefSeq and is a predicted model, not a curated record. The transcript is spliced from 5 exons. Gene Ontology annotation, cellular component: mediator complex. Gene Ontology annotation, molecular function: transcription coregulator activity.
AUGGCAGGAGCGCAGGACUCGGCACCACGAGGACAGCUUUCCAAAGACAAUGACAACUCCCGUCACCGCCAACAAGGUCCUCGCGUUGCGGACCAUGGCCAAUCGCUCGCGCAGUGGCGCGACUUCAUGUCGCGCUGCAUAUCCUCGCGCCUCGACCCGGAGACGUUCGACUCGUAUGUGGUGCUGCUGCAGUCCAAGCACCCUCUGCCGAUCCCGGCCAUAGCCGACAUCUGUCUGCGCCCACAGGCGUCGAACCACGAGAGCCUCGAUCCGAGAAUACCGCGAUACGUGCAGGUGCUCGUGCAGCGCGGGCUCAUCAACACGCCCUCGAUCCUCACGGCGCUGUACAAGUACUCGAGCUCCCAGGCGCUGGCGGACCAGCAGCAGCAGCAGCAGCAGAACAAUGCCGGACAGGAUAAUCUGGGUGCCUCGAACGGUGCUGGAGGAGGAGGACAGAAGCAACAGCAGCAACAGAAGCUGCUCUGGCGUAGCUCGUACGCCGCCGAGGAGGUCAUCUUCUACCGGCUCACCAAGGCUGUCGGGCUCGGGUCUGGGAUCAAGAAUGCCGGUGAUGCAAUCCAGGUGUGUGGCAUCAUGGCGCGGUGGAUGACGCUGUUCACGUCGGCGUCGUCGGCAUUUGCGCAGCAGGACCUCAUGAUGGCUGGGACGGGCAUGGGCGGGGCAGGUGCUCAGGUGCUCCUGACUGCGCAGUCGCGCGACGAGAUGGAGGCCGCGCGCGCCGCUUUUGUCAUGCUGUUGCUCAGCGUGUGCGAGAACCCGACUGUGUUGAACGCACUGGCGCAGCCUUAUGCGAAGGAUGUGCGCAAAGCGCUCUCGGCAAGCUUUGCGACGUUCGUCCCGUCGAUUCUGCAGAGUGCCUCGCAGAUUGCGGGCCGGCUGGAGCAGUUCCGAACCGAGACUCUGGCCUCGUUUGACCCGGUGGAGAAGGACAAGGACAUAGUAAAGUCGGACAUGGACGAGUUGCUCGACUCGACGAUUGGACUUGAGAGUUUCGUGGUGCCGGACAUGCCGGUGAUGAACUCUCGCGCGGGCCUAUAUGUUUACCUUAAUGCGGCUCUUGUUGGUCGACCACUCUUGGACGACCACACCUUUCUUAGUUACUUGCAUAACAGAUACCAGGGGGACAUUCAAGCGACGGCGAUAGAUUUGAUUUUAGCAUCUUUUGACAUUCUAGCCAACGCCGUAUUUCGGCGCGAGACACACAAGACCGGUUACCUCCUCCGGUCAUAUCUCAUCAACAAGGUCCCUUUGCUCCUCGCCAACCUCGCCACAUCGAUGUUCCCCCCUCUCACGCCACAGUUCUGCAUAGCAGAAGCCAUGAAUCAAGUGGACACGAACGCGUUCCCCUCCAUGUCGGAAAUGUUUGACCUGUCCAACGACAACCGGGACUCUGUGACGGAGAACGUCCGCGCUGAUUUCUGCUUUGCGUGCUGUUUGCACGGUCUCAUCUCAGAAGACAGCAUCAACUCGUUGAUUGGCGACAUGCAUUACCAGACGUUACCUGCCGGGGGCCGGUACGUCAAGGAGGCUUUAGUGGCCGAGUGCAUGACGGACCCCGAGAGGGUGCAGAAACUGAUAGGUGAGAUGGAGAACUACGAUGGCAACGUCGGCGCUGCGUGCCAGGCCGUGACUGAGGUUAUCGGUCGUCUUUGCAACGAGAAAGAAACAAUGACUCUCAAGAAUAUUUGCGGACAACUGGCGAAGAAGCCCCUCUCUAUGGACGUCAUGCUGCUCUUCGACAAGCCUGCAACGUUUCUGCACCCACUCUGCGAGCUCCUAGAUAACUGGCACUACGACGAGGACCAGGGCGAGUACCAGCCCGUGUACGAGGAAUUUGGAUCGAUCCUUCUGCUCGUCCUGGCGUUUGCCUACCGAUACAACCUCACGGCUGCAGAUCUUGGUAUUCAGGCACCACAGUCUUUCGUGGCCAAUCUGCUCAAUAAGGGCCAGUGGCAUAGAAGCCUCGACGAGUUGAGUGAGCAGGAGAAAGGGCAUCUUGGUGGGUGGAUCCAAGGACUCUUCGAUAACGAAGCUGGCGGCCUCGGCGACGAGCUCAUGUCGAGUUGUCCGCCCCAAGACUUCUACAUGCUCGUCCCUAGUCUCUUCCACAACAUGGUGCUCGCCUUCAGCGUGGGCUACCUGCAGGAGGAGAGCCUCAAGACUGGCAUGGAGUACCUGGUCGAUACUUUCCUCCUGCCCUGUCUCGUCAUGGCGAUCAACUACAUGGCCACACAACUCUGGAACGACCGUAAGGACGAGCGCAAGGCCGCAAUCCGGAUCCUCCAGCUCAUCCUCCUCACCAAGCAUGGUUCCAACGAGGCCCAGACCAUGCUCUCUGCCGUCCUCAACGUGGUCGCCAAGCCACUCGAGAACGCUCUGCGCUUGUAUCAGAGGCAAGACCCGCAGAGCCAGGAAGUCGACCCUCUGCUCAAUGCGAUCAAGGAGAACAUCCGGCUGUCCCGCCGCACCGCGGGCGCCGGGCACAACGACCUCGAGUCCUGGGCGAGCACGCCCGGUGGCGGCCUCGCCGCCGCAGUGCGCCACACCAUCCAGGCGCUCGUCCAGUGGGCCACGCAUCCUGGCCCGAACAUCGCACCCACGUCCUACACGCACCGCCAGAUGCUCGCGGCGAGCCGCAUGCUCGGAGCAAAGAGGCUGUUAUACAUCAUCCUGGACGAGGUAAAACAGCAGACCGAGACAGCCAUGGCUACCGCCGCCAACAAUGCCAACAGCACGGACGCAAACAACACCGCGGCCACCACGAGCGCGAGCGUGGUCCACGACGUCGCCCUCGCCCUCAUCUGCGCGCCCGAUGUAUCCAACGUGCCCCCGCCAACGAUGAUGGCCAUCCUCGCCGCGCACCCCAGCGAGCCGUCAGGCCAGCAGCAGCAGCAGCAGCAACAACAACAACCGCAAUAUCCGAUCCCGCCACAGACGUCGCUCUCCCUGCGCGCCGUCCUGAAGGCAGAAGCCGAGGACUUCAAGACCAUCCAGAAGACCGACGCCCUCCUCGCCGACAUCAUCGUGCGCCUGUACCGCCGGGUCGAGGCGCAGCUCCACGUGCCCGAGCCCGUCGCCAACGCCAUGGCAGCCGCCGAGGCCGAGGCCGCCGCGGUCAACGAGAUGCUCGAUGCCGCGGCGGCCGCGGAGCUCUCGACCCUGGGCCUGCCGGGUGCAGAUGGAGGCGGCGGCGGUGGUGGUGUAGACGGGGAUGACGCUACUGCCGCCGCAGCUGAUGCAUUCGGUGUUGCCGGGGCUGGAAACGCCGGACAGGACCAGGGAGCAGGGGCCGCGGGCGGGCUGGAUAAUGCUUUCGACGGGCUCGGCGAUCUCGGGGACGCCGGUGAUCUCGGCGGGCUGGGCGGGCUGGAUGGUCUAGAUGGCACCGGCGUCGGAGGUGGCGGAGCUGGAGGUGGCGGGAUGGACCUUGGCGGAACGGAUGAUGACAUCUUUAGCGGGCUCGAGGGCGUUGGGAGCAGUGCUGAUUUGCUACAGGGCUGGGAUGGCAUGGACUUCUCCUGA